This is a messenger RNA of Brassica napus (rape), 669 nucleotides long. NCBI's taxonomy places the organism in Eukaryota, Viridiplantae, Streptophyta, Magnoliopsida, Brassicales, Brassicaceae. The record is from the annotation of a RefSeq genome assembly.
AUGCCUCAACUGGAUAAAUUCACUUAUUUUUCACAAUUCUUCUGGUUAUGCCUUUUCUUCUUUACUUUCUAUAUUUUCAUAUGCAAUGAUGGAGAUGGAGUACUUGGGAUCAGCAGAAUUCUAAAACUACGGAACCAACUGCUUUCACACUGGGGUAAGACCAUCCAGAGCAAGCUAAAGCUUGGUGGAAAAGAUCGUACAAGUAAGUUCGGGGUCUUAGCGUUCGCCACGCGCUAUUUCCUCAUGUUCGUGGUCCCAAAAAUGCGGCUAGCUAUAUAUCUAAUAUAUGGUUUGAAUUUUAUUUUUGGGAUUAAAUGGGGGUUGCUAGGAAAUGAGAUAUUUCAGUUCGGCGUCGGACCAGAUGGCGUCGCGCCCCCAGCUCUAGAUCUCAACGAGCGCCCGCCACUGCAUCUUUUGUACGCGGAUGUUGAGAGUUCCGACUCUCAACAAGCGCGGAAUGCUGAUAUGCUAGCGCAUAUUAGCCGAGUGCAAGAGAUAACCCGUGACCUAGAGGGUGAGCAUGAUAUCGCGCGGCGUCAAGCCCUCGUCGAUAUCAUGAAGUGGGAGGUCAGGAGCUUGGAUCACCACUUCCGGGUCUUUCGGUACCUAGACCGUCUGCGAGAUUCGAAGAGAGCCAAGGUGAACGAAAUACUCGAUCUAUUUCGAUGA